GACCUCAAUACUCCAAGUUUGGACAAAAAAAAUACACAUGUUUAGAAUCAUCCAUGCCAACAUGAUCUUAUUGUAACAUUUGGAGCUAGAGGAGUAACAUCGUGCAUUCGUUUCCUUGGUAACUUUCCAGCCUUCUCAGAGUUGCACGUCCCACACAUAUCUCUGGUGUUGAGGCCAUAUGCUGUUGCCCAUCAUUCGUGAGGAGCCGGCCCGGUGAUCCAUAUUCGGCACUCAUGUGAGCCCCCCAAAGAUAUACUUGCAUCUCACAUCAACCUAUGCAGCACACCCAGCAGCGAGCAAUCAAAUGUAGCAAAUACAAUUUGGGACACUUUGGACAAUUUGGAUUGGAUAUACUUGACGUUGGCUCUCCUAUAAAAAGAAAAUAAAAAUAAAGAAAAAAACAUAAAGAAAAAAGAAAAAGAAAAGAAAUAAAUAAAUAUGAAGAGAGCUACAACAUCAGCGAUCACCAUUACGGACCCCUUGGUCAAGUACCAAAGUCUGAUCGCCACAGGACUAUACUCACCGGAUCCUGCGCAACACCGCUUGGCUAUACAUCUUCAAAAGAUCUACCAGCGGCUGAAAGAUUACUCACCCUCCGUAGAAUAUCGCUCAAGGCUACAGACAAUACAAAAUGCCUUGGAAGGCACAAAACCAAAGAAGGCGGACGACUCUGCCGCAUUGGCCGUUGAGAGCCAUCCCAUAAGGCGCAACCCUUUCUUUGCCCGCUUCUUUGCCAGGACCGAGUCGAAAGACACCCUGGCUCUGACAAGGGUGCUGGAAAGCCACGAGGCAGCCAUCAGUAUCAAUUCCCCCCAGGGCUUGUUCUUGUCCGGGGAAGUCGGCACUGGCAAGUCCAUGUUACUGGACCUCUUGGCCGACGGAUUGCCGACAAGUCGAAAGAAGCGAUGGCACUUCAAUACCUUUAUGCUAUACACAAUUUCACAGCUUGAGCGGCAUAGGAGGACAAACUCGCAAUUGGGCAUUGACGACCAGUUCUCCUUGCUGUGGAUGGCCAAAGAGAUGAUCGAAAAGUCUCCGGUCCUCUUCCUGGAUGAGUUUCAGCUGCCUGAUAGAGCAGCAAGCAAGAUCCUCAGCAACUUGUUCACUGCAUUCUUUCAACUUGGCGGUGUCCUGGUCGCAUCUUCUAACCGGAUGCCCGAGGAACUGGAAAAGGCCACGGGCUUCGAGUAUGUUCCGCCUACUACCAGCGGGCUCAUCGGCAGAGCCCUCGGUCUUGGGCCGAAGAAGGGCAAGGGGGAGCUAUUCGGAUCAUCUAGUGAUUUUGCCAACUUUCUGGAAGUGCUGAAAGCAAGGUGCGAGUUCUGGCAGAUGGAGGGAGGCAGAGACUGGCGCAGGAGGGAGGCCGAAGAAGCGCCAGAACAACUUAUAUAUGCAACUGCAGAAGGGUCUUCUGAUGGAAUCACUACGGACAUCACAGUCGAAGAUGUCGACACUAGUCAUGCGACGGCUGAAGAUGCAGACACAAAAACUUCGACUAAAACCCCAAAGAACUACAGUCUUAUUCAAUCAUCUGACGAAGCAGCGUGGGAUAGUACGUUGAUGGCGAUUUCUGCCUCGUCAGGUCCCAUCUCAUGGACACCAGCAACGUUGACCGUCUAUGGUCGAAAGGUCCACAUUCCCCGUCAACAUCACGGCAUUGUAUACUGGAACUUUAAUGAUCUGGUAUCAUCCUACGGCCCUGCUGACUACAUUACCAUGGCCUCUACCUUUCACACAUUCGUCAUCGACAGGAUCCCCGUCCUCACCGUACUAAAGAAGAACGAAGCCCGCCGUCUCAUCACGCUUCUCGACGCUUUAUACGAAGCACGCUGUAAGCUAGUCGUGCGGGCCGAGGUCGGACCCGACGAACUCUUCUUCCCGGAAGCGAAAGCAGCCGCCAAAUUAUCGUCAUCCAGCAAGACGGGUGACACCAUCGAUGCAGACGCCAUUCUACCCGAGACGAUCGCGGAGGUCUACCAGGACGUCACCUCGCCCUUCAGACCCAACAUCUCGACGUACUCGGAUCCGUCCUCGGAUCCGGCGAACACGGCAUAUGAUCCAGACGUCGACUCGGACUUCGGGGUCGAGCAGAAGAGCCCCAGGCUCAGGCCCGACUUCACCAACACCGGCGCGUUCACCGGAGAGGACGAGAGAUUUGCAUACAAGCGUGCCGCCAGCCGUCUGUGGGAGCUAUGCGGCGCCCGGUGGCAUGCCAGGACGGGAGAUUGGUGGUGCCCACUGCCGCUCGAGGCGAGGCACUGGGAAGGCGGUGCCAUGUCUAAGCCCUUGAGUAUGCAGUUCGGGAAGGAAAACCGCCAGGGCGACGUCGCCCUGGGCGAGAGCAUUGAGUUGGACCAGCCGGCUGGCCUACAGGGGCUGAGGGUCGAAGAGCUGAGGAACGUCAUGAUGGGUGAGCGCAAGGCGGCUCGAGAGGAACGAGAGAGGGCCGGCGAUAGGUUUGCCAGGAGUCGUGGACAGUCCAACGACGGUUUCGAAUGAGAGACACUAUUUAUGUGAAGCUGCCUUACCUACUCGCAUAUGUUAGACAGAACGCAUAAAUGUGUCAGAGCGUAAGAUAUUAGACAAUUAACAAAGAGCAAUUCAAGAUAUUGAAGCCACUAAAA
Molecule: messenger RNA, 2624 nt
Organism: Truncatella angustata
Lineage: Eukaryota; Fungi; Ascomycota; Sordariomycetes; Amphisphaeriales; Sporocadaceae
Product: AFG1-like ATPase-domain-containing protein
Exons: 1
Coding region: 439-2499 (686 amino acids)
Cellular component (GO): cytoplasm; mitochondrion
Molecular function (GO): ATP binding; ATP hydrolysis activity
Source: RefSeq, a predicted model, not a curated record